This is a messenger RNA of Tilletiopsis washingtonensis, 3105 nucleotides long. RefSeq lists its product as hypothetical. Lineage: Eukaryota; Fungi; Basidiomycota; Exobasidiomycetes; Entylomatales. Gene Ontology annotation, biological process: positive regulation of integrin-mediated signaling pathway; cell-cell adhesion; cell-cell junction organization. The transcript has 3 exons. Bases 1 to 2781 code for a protein of 926 amino acids. Gene Ontology annotation, cellular component: focal adhesion; cytoplasm; cell-cell junction. The record is from RefSeq and is a predicted model, not a curated record.
AUGGCCGCUGCCUGGGCGGCGCACGCUCCCGAGCUGCCGCCGCCCCGGCCGCGCUCGCGCAUGGCCUCCUCGUCGCGCCCCUCCUCGCCCCUCAUCCCGCCGGGCCGCUCGCAGUCCAUCGAGUUCGACGCGGCCACACGCGGCGGCGAGCUGCCGCCCUCGAGCUUCAGCCCCGCGCCCGAACGCCCGGCCAGCCGCACUGCGCCGGAGCGACGCCUCUCCUCGGCCGCCGACGUGCCCGAGCGGCCCGUCAGCCGCAACGCCAUGUCGCGCGAGCGCGCUGCCCAGCGCAGCCGGGCCGAGAGCGGCGCCAGCUCCGCGACCACAGCCGCUCCGUACGCGGCGCCACCAGCGCACUACUCGCCGCACUCGGCCUCGCCUGCGCCGGGCGAGCAGCCGCGUGCGCGCUACGACAGCAGCCCCGCUGUGCCGUCCGCGAGCCCGCACGGCUACUACGGCGGCGUCGCCGCACAUCCACCGCCGCAGCCGUGGCAGACGUCGCCGUACGACUCGCCUGGUCCGUCGCACGUGCAGGCUGCGCCGCCUCCGGCUCAGUACGGGUAUGCGCCGCAGCAUCAGCAUCCCGCCUAUGCGCAGCCGCACGUGCCGCAGCCGUCGUACCACGAUCCGCAGCAGAUGGCGCAUCUGGCGCAGCAGCAGCACUACCAGCCGCCGCACGGCCAGCAGCCUGCCGUGCAUGGCUGGCAUGGACAUCCGCCGCCGCAGCAGUACCAGCAUGGCGCUCCGCCUGCAGGUGCUCCCUGGCCGGGCGCCGCAACGCCGCCACAAGCUCCCUACUAUGCAGCUCCGCCGGCUCACGCAGCGUAUGCACCACCGCACUCCUCGUACCCGUCCUCUCCGGUCACCUACGCUCCGGCACCGUGGCAGCAGCCGCCGCUGCCAAGUCCUGGUCAUGCGCCAUACACAGGCGCCGCUCCGCCGCACGUGUACGCACAGCCCGCACCACCAGGUGCUUCUCCUGUCCCAGGCGGCCGGCCACUGCCGCAGCCCGGCGGCGCGCCCAUGCCUCCGCCAGCACGCUCUCCCUCGCUGCCAUCGCCUGCAGGCGGCGGCCUGACGAGUGCGCCGUCGGUGCGUCGGACUCUGCCGCAGCCGCCGCCUGGUGCAUCGCCCGUCAUGCCUCCUCCGUCCGGUGUGCUUCCAGCGCAGUCGAUCAAUCGUGCCGACAGUCUGCGCAUGGCUGCCGAUGCGCUCAUGGCUCGCGGUCCUCCUCGGCGAGGCACUGGCACGCUCGGCCGCAUCGCAGCGCAGAACAGCAUGUCGCCCAGUUCCAGCAGCGUUCCGUCGUCUCCCUCCACGCAGCAGUACUUUCCGCCACGCGGCAGUGUGCCUCCGUCGCCGAGCAUCCAGAGCGUGCCGAGCACGAGCGGCUCUGUCGACUCGAUCGACAGCGUCACGCGUGACUUUGCACAGAUUGGCAUGUCGCCGUCUGGGUCUGCGGGUGCGAGUGGCAGCGCACAGGUGCAAGUGCCCAUGCCGCCGCCACCACGACCCUCAUCGCGAGGCCCACGCGAUGACCUCGUGUCGGGUCGCGAGCGUCGAGCGAGCACGCCCGGUCCGAGCAACGUCACCCCGACUCCGUCUGCACGUGCGACGCCAAGGCCGGCAUCUGUUGUGCUCGCGAGCCCUGCCAGCAUUCCAGUCAUCCACAGCCCGCCUCCAGACACCAAGCCGCCGAUGCCCACGAUCAGCUUUGUUGACGAUCCGCCGACUUCGCCGGCUCGUGGUCCUACGAUCGUCGUUGGCCAGCCCUCUCGCGCCAUGCCCAGCAUCUCUGUCGUGGCCGACGCGCCGCAGAGCAUCUCUGUGCAACCGAGCCCACCUGCGCCUUCUAUCGCGGUCGGACAGCACUCCGAUGGUGCGCCGUCCAUCGCUGUGUCUGGACCGUCGAUCUCAAUCGCAGGCGUCGACGACGAGGACGACGAGGCCGUCAGCGCGAUCAAGCCGAGCAUCAGCAUCUCGCACUCUGGUCCACUGGCCUCGCCGCAGCGUGUGUCGCCGUCGGCAUCGCCUGCCUCCACUGUGCGUGGCACGGGCGGCAUCAACGGCUCCGAUGCGGCGUCGGCACCGACGCUCGGGUCCGGCUAUGGCUGCGGCACGUGUGGCAAGUGGAUCGGCGGGCGCGUCGUCUCGGCCAUGGGCCAGCGCUUCCACCCGGCCUGCUUUGCCUGCUCGCAUUGCUCUGAGCCGCUCGAGCACGUGGCCUUCUACGAGCACGAGGGCAAGGCCUUCUGCCACUUCGACUACCACGAGCUGUUCAGUCGCCGCUGCUUCCACUGCCGCACGCCCAUCGUGGACGAGCGCUUCAUCACCAUCAGCGACCCGCAGCUCGUGGGCGCGACAGACGACCCGAAUGCUAGCGCCGAGCGCAGCUAUCACGACCUGCACUUCUUCUGCGCAAACUGCGGCGACCCGUUCCUCGAUCCGAAAGCUGCCGGCAGCGUCGCAGGCGCGGACCCAAACGGCCUGGGCGUGGACGAAGAAGGCAACAUACGCGCUGGCGGACGCGAGUUCGUCGUCUGGAAGGGCUACCCUUACUGCGAGAAGUGCCACAUCAACCUGCACAAGCCGCGCUGCAAAGGCUGCCGGCAGCCCAUCGCCGACGGCGACAUCAUCUCGGCGCUGCGCGGCAAGUGGCACCCGCACUGCUUCGUGUGCGAGGCCUGCCGCCGGCCGUUCGAGAGCCCCAACUUCUUCAUCCGCGGCGACAAGGCGUACGAUGAGGACUGCUACAAGGUCCUGCUCCGCAGCGAGCUGUGAGCUCCGCUGUUGCUCUUUCUCACCCUCUCGUGUCGACGUUUGCUCGACACCAUCCAACGUCAUCAGCCUUCGCCCUUGUCGAACCGACCGGCGCAGCUUCAGUCUCGAGCCGCCAUCACACGUGUAUUACAGCAUGCUCGCAUUGUCAUCAUCUCGCCCGCCCGAGCUCAGGUAUAGUGAUUGUGUGCCCAACCUUAGGCCGUCGCAGCCGCGCCGGUCUUUGCGAUGUGCGCAAAGCCCUCGACGACGCUGUCCUUAAUCUGAAACGGCCGAGUCAGAAAGCACCAGGUCCACGGCGCGGGCAGGCGGCACUCACCGGCCUAG